Molecule: messenger RNA, 519 nt
Organism: Leptinotarsa decemlineata (Colorado potato beetle)
Lineage: Eukaryota; Metazoa; Arthropoda; Insecta; Coleoptera; Chrysomelidae
Gene: Dhc98D
Product: Dynein heavy chain at 89D
Biological process (GO): microtubule-based movement
Cellular component (GO): dynein complex
Molecular function (GO): dynein intermediate chain binding; ATP binding; minus-end-directed microtubule motor activity
Source: RefSeq, a predicted model, not a curated record
CAAAUUGUCCAGAAACUUGUUGUGGACUAUGCCUUACAUGGCGGAUUCCUCAAAAUGCACCAAGGAACAGUUCCUCCAGAUAUGAAGCGAUGUGUCUAUAUGUAUCGGAAAACCCAGGAUGGAAUUCCUAAUUUUGAAGGCGCCGAAAUUGCUGAUUUAGAAAUGCCAGCUUACUUUCACUUCGGAACUAGUACAGGGAAUUUUCUGAAUUCCAUUGCAUUUCUUUCAAAACAGGUAUUUGCAUCCUUACUCGCCAAAUCAUUCGUGGAACCGACACUAAAAUCUACAAGACCCGAGUCGAAUAGGAACAGCAGCUCCGAUAAGCAAGAGUUCAAACGGCCUUCAGAUUUCCGAAAAAUUUCCCUGACCUUAAGAAAGGCAACCCAGCAGAGUCUUUUCAGCGAUGCAUCCCUUGGAAUCACGCUGGGUUUGGAAAGCGACUCCCAGGAUUCUAAAAAUCCUAUUAGAGAAGGGCUCGUUCAUGACGUUAUGGCACUUGUCAGUGCAUUGAACUGGUAA